AUGGCGUUCAUCUACCAAUAUCGGGGCUUGCGGCGCUAUGUAAACGAGCUGGUCGAUGACGCGAGUCGCGUCCCGCGCGAAACAUGCGCCACCGAACCCUCAUCGGGGCAGCCCCAUCAAACUUCCCCGAGUAAGAUCACAGAUCCCUCUCAGAUCCCUGGCAUUUCUUUGAAAUCGGAUUGUAACGGUGAAAAGUACUAUGAGGUGUCCUGGGCCACGCCACACGAUCCCUUCAACCCCCAACAAUGGUCGACGGGCCGCCGAGUGUUCGCCACCAUGUGCGUGUGCCUGAUCGGUCUAGUUACCACCAUGGCAUCAGCCAUCGAUGCCGCCGUGCUCUCUGAAGCGUCCCGACACUUUGGGGUGGCACAGGUGGCCGAGUCACUGGCAACUGAUCUUUACUUGAUUGGCUUUGGUGUUGGUGCGCUUAUCGCUAGCCCGAUGUCUGAAAUCGUAGGGCGGUUUCCGGUCUAUAUCGGCGCUCUGGUGAUUUUCGGAGCUUGGAUUCUGGGAGCGGCAUUGGCUCCGAAUUUCGGGGCGCAGCUGGCAUUUCGAUUCCUGGCUGGACUCUGUGGUUCGGCUCCGUUGACCGUGGCGGGUGGCUCCAUCUCGGAUAUCUGGAAUACUCUAGAGAAAACGUUCGGGUUUCCGAUUUUUGCCAUUCCGGGAUUCGGAGGUCCUAUUCUUGGUCCCGUUGUGGGAGCAUACAUCGGAUACAGUCGUCACAUCAGCUGGAGAUGGGCGGAAUGGACUAUGCUCAUUCUCGAUGGCUUAGUGAUUGUCGUUAUCUUUCUGUUCAAGCGUGAGACAUUCGCCCCACAGCUUCUUUACUACAAGGCUAGAUUCUUCCGCGAAGCGACCGGUGAUGCGCGAUUCAAAACGGCGCUGGGGGCCUCUGGAACGGGCAGUCUUUUGCCCGUGUUGGCGAGAAAUUUCACUCGGCCUUGGCAGUUGCUAAUGGAGCCAAUUGUGAUAUUCUUCACCUUCUAUCUGUCGAUAGUCUACAUUGUCCUCUUCACGUUCCUAGACGGAUAUGUUUAUAUAUUCUCCGAGGUAUAUGGCAUCAACGAAGGGUUGGCCAACAUUUGCUUUGUUGGGCUUUUCAUCGGCAUUAUCACGACCAUGGUUCUCGUACCCAUCCUCUAUCGCAGAACAGCCAAGCAGUUACGGGAAUCAGGCGACGAUGGAUCCGGUCGCAUGCUAGACCGGGAAUCACGACUGUUUUUCGCUCAAGUCGGAGCCCCUGCAAUUCCCAUUGGUCUUUUCUGGAUGGGAUGGACUGACUAUCCUUCCAUCUCAAUCUGGUCUCCCUUGGCCGCCUCGGUCGCCGUCGGCUUUGGAGUCAUCUGCAUUUUCCUCUCCGCAUAUAUGUAUAUCAUCGACUCAUACCAGCAAUAUGCAGCGUCUGCGCUUACAUUUGUCGCGCUGGUACGAUACUUGGCUGCGGGUGGAAUGACCGUUGUCGGAGUCCCGAUGUAUCAAAACCUUGGUACUCAUUGGACCCUUACUGUGCUGGGGAUCAUCAGCGCUGUGGCGGCGCCCAUUCCGUACGUGCUUACCUUUUGGGGGCCGUCUCUACGCAAGAGGAGCAAGUGGGCGACAGCAAUGUCUUCGUGA
This is a messenger RNA of Aspergillus ibericus CBS 121593, 1617 nucleotides long. RefSeq names its product MFS transporter. The transcript has 4 exons. Bases 1 to 1617 code for a protein of 538 amino acids. Gene Ontology annotation, biological process: transmembrane transport. The record is from RefSeq and is a predicted model, not a curated record. Gene Ontology annotation, molecular function: transmembrane transporter activity. NCBI's taxonomy places the organism in Eukaryota, Fungi, Ascomycota, Eurotiomycetes, Eurotiales, Aspergillaceae.